Mytilus californianus (California mussel) is the source of this 2629-nucleotide messenger RNA. RefSeq lists its product as uncharacterized. The record is from RefSeq and is a predicted model, not a curated record. Bases 98 to 2479 code for a protein of 793 amino acids. NCBI's taxonomy places the organism in Eukaryota, Metazoa, Mollusca, Bivalvia, Mytilida, Mytilidae. The transcript is spliced from 4 exons.
UAACAACGUAAAUGUCAGUACAUUACCUAAGGUCUUUAUCUUAAGUAUAAAAUACCAUUGUCGCAUAUAUGUAAUCAAAAAUUUGGAUAUCGCAGUCAUGAAAGAAGUCCUGAUCCUGUUAUCGGCAUUGGUGGUGAUUGCCAGAUGCAAUAGUAUAAUUAACGUACAGAAAAAUGUGAAAGGUGGUAACAUGAAUGGUCGGUAUCUGGUAGCCAGUGGCGGAAACCAGGCUGUGCCUUUUAACGAUGACUAUAUGAGCAAAGGUCAUGAGUACUUUGAUGUUUACUCACCAGAGAUUGCAACACAUUAUGGUGAGGUCUUCUGGACCGAUCAAGGCAACAAUCUGAUUCCACAAGAAAUCAUCGACAGAUUUGCAGGAAAGGUCAUGGCCAUUACAGGCUACGAACAGGACCAAGUUAUGGUGUAUCCACUUGAUAAACCAGGUUUGAAUCCCGAAAAUGAUGUAUCUGUUCCAAUCAACUGGGCAUAUAACCACCACUACAUGGCAUGGAUGACUGGGAACCACUCUAAAUUGGUAAAAAUUAAGAAUCCAGACCCCAGUGAUGUCAGUGCUCAUGGAUCCCCAAUGAAAUGGGUAGCAGAAGAUCUACCUUCAGCAAAGGAUCGAGAGUACAAAAACGUUCCAACAAGUCAAAUGUUUAGUGAAGGAAAUGGUGGAGAGUCAAGGAAAAGUUUCCACGGUUAUCCAGACGGAUUCGCCCAAUUAAUUGACUCGCCCGACAAGUGGCAUAUAACUCCUAUGCAAAUUGAUACUCGUAACAGAGACUGUGGCGCCACACCACAAGACGUUCACAACUGUACCGUUUUCACGCCAGGAGAUGAACCACGACAGGCCAGAUAUGGUCGUGGCAUUCCGAAAGAAGGAGCCAUUUAUUCUGGAAUUCUAGAAUGUCCAUGCAAUGGUCGUUUCGGUGGUGACCCUGCGAUAUACGGUCCUAGCACAAAAACAAAAUACAUUCAGCACCAUUAUGCACUUGUUGUAGAGCCAUCUUGUAAAACUCCCACGAAAAGCGCGACCGUAUGCUUUGAUGCAGUAGCCAUGUUAGGAGUCAAAGCAACUAAGAAUGUAACAGUGCUCUCCUCUUCAAGCGAAAUUCCUAGUGGCUGUAGUGUUGACUCAGAGUCUGAUGGCUCAUUAACUGUGUCUUACAACGAGUUUCAAAGUUCGAAACAAUGUUCGACAUCUAGUAAAAGAACAGGAAGUGUGAAAUUUAACAUCGGAGUAUCAAUAAAAAUUGAACUUUCUGAGGCUAGCACAAUAACCUUAAGUGGACCUGCAGACGCAUGGUUUGGAGUUGGUUUCAAUGCUACACAUAUGGCCGACAAACCUUAUACUUUAAUUGUUAACUCUACAGGUGUAUAUGAACAGCAAAUAGGUACAUGUGGAAGCGAGGCAGAUCAUUGUCCAGGAACUCCUUUGAACAACAGCAUAAAGAUUGUAUCCAAUACUGUCGUCAAUGGUGUUAGAACUGCCGUCCUGACACGCCCUCUCAAAGGUUUGACGAAAAAACAUUACAGCUUUGAUGCUUUAAAUGCACAAAUCAAUUUUAUUUCUGCUGUCGGUUCUUCUCAGACGUUUGCUUACCAUAAAGUACAUACUACCGGCAUUAUUGUUUUGAUAGCAAAACACGAGCCUAACUGCAUUUGCGACGUAGGAGAAACAGGUAUGAUGUGUGAUACUAAUGGAUCCAACUGUGACCAUUUCGUCAAAAAUUGUGUUCCAGCACCUGCUGGGGAACUCUUAUCUCAGAGAAAUCCAACGUGCAAUUCAAUAACGUAUGCCGGAGGACUCCAAUGUUGUAAACACAAGCGUAUAAUGCUGGAUGCUGAUCAACCUAUACGACCAGAACUUUUACGAUACCACAUGAAAUUUCGCUUUUGGUUUCAGGAAUACAAGGUAGAUGGCGCAAACGUUUCUCAUCACGAUUUGCCCCGUAUCUAUUAUCAAACCGAAGCUUGGGCAGGUGAAUAUGAUAUUCCUCCAGCAUUUGCCCUGCCGAGGAAACCUAUACCGGGAUAUAAUAACUGGCCACUGAACACACCAACUCCUGGAACUAAAUGUACUGGGAAUUGUCCUUCUGGGAACGAUUGUGAGUGUGUGCAUACAAUAGAAUUCAAAUGGACCGUCAGCAAUAUAAGACUGAUUUACGCUGGAGGUCACUGUCAUGCCCCAGCUUGCAUUUCUAUGGAACUUUAUAGGAACGACACUGGUCAUGAGAUGGAGCUGUUAUGCAGACAAGUUCCAGUAUUUGGAAAAGGAAACAUUAAAGAGAACAAAUACGACGAAGCUGGAUAUAUAGCACUGCCUCCCUGUCUAUGGGGAGACGACAACGGUUUGGAACCCUCCGUACUGUUGCCUAAGAAUACACCUAUGGUGGCCAUCAAGCAUAACAGGAACACAAGAGUGGGUCACUUUGGCGAAAUGGCCUCCUGGCAAAUGAGAGGAGUCAAUUUCUAAAAUAACAAUGUCAUAUAUGUCGAUAUAACCCUUCGAAAAAAACUUGUUUAGGAAUAUCAUCAUCUUAUAUUUUUAGUUUAGACAAUAGCAUACAAGAUUAUUCGUGUACAUCAUUCAAAUUUUCAUAUAAUUAAAGCUUUAUCAAAUGUA